Molecule: messenger RNA, 330 nt
Organism: Scedosporium apiospermum
Lineage: Eukaryota; Fungi; Ascomycota; Sordariomycetes; Microascales; Microascaceae
Exons: 2
Coding region: 1-330 (109 amino acids)
Source: RefSeq, a predicted model, not a curated record
AUGUCGGCUGAUCUUCGAACCCAGAUCCUCACCAACGCCAAGUUCAUCUAUGGCCCCAACAAGCAAUUCGAAGUAGUGACGGCCCUCGUCUUCCUCGGAACUUACGGAAACAUCAAGGCCUCCCAGGGAGUCCUAGUCGAGGUCAGCGAGGACGGAGCUUACAAGACCUACCUCGUCGGCGACCCUGCCGAGCACCUGGCUGAUGCCCUCGAGAGCCUCCACGGUGAGACGAGGAAGCAAAUUUACCAGAAGCUCUCUGAGACUUUGGAGGAGAAUGCCAUGAUCGAGUCUGGAGAGACUGUGCUUGAGGGAUCCCUCAACUGGUCUUAA